AUGGUGGCUGUGUACACGAAUCACACAUGUAUCCACCGCUCUGUGGAGGGCCUUAGCUGUAUGAAUAAGGAGCAUGGCUGUGCUCACAUCUGCAAGGAGACACCCAAGGGAGGAGUGGCCUGCGAGUGCCGCCCAGGAUUCGAGCUGGCCAAGAACCAAAGAGGCUGCAUCUUGACCUGUAACCAUGGUAACGGGGGCUGCCAGCACACCUGCGAGGACAUGGAGCAGGGGCCCAUCUGCAGGUGUCAUGUGAGGUACACCCUGCACACUGACGGCAGGUCCUGUGUAGAMCGGGACGAGACAACUACUGAGAGCUCUGAUCACAACGCCACGUCCUUCACUGAGGUGGACAAACGUGUCAAGCGCAGACUGUUCAUGGAGAACUGUGCGGUGAAUAACGGGGGGUGUGACUCCACGUGUAAGGACACAUCCACGGGCGUACGCUGCAGCUGCCCUGUGGGCUUCACUCUGCAGCCUGACGGGAAGACGUGCAAAGACAUUAAUGAGUGUGAGCUGCACAACAGCGGUUGCGACCACUUCUGCAGGAACACCAUCGAUAUAGACGAGUGUUAUUUCGAAAGGACAUGUGGUCACACGUGUGUGAACUCCCCUGGUGGUUUUGAGUGUGUUUGCAACAAAGGGUACASCCUGUAUGGACUGGCCCACUGCGGAGACAUAAAUGAGUGCAGUGUGAACAACGGAGGUUGUGAGCAGGGUUGUGAGAACACCAUGGGUGGGUUUGAGUGCCACUGCCACCCUGGUUAUAAGCUACACUGGAACAAAAAYGAUUGUAUCGAGGCAGAGGGUUUCCCAGCAACAAAGCCCCCCUCUAAACCGACCUUAAACUGCAGCAGGCAGGAGGGAGGUGACCGCUGCUACCUGACCUGCCAGUCCCAGGUCCACAUCACCAGUGGGACGGAGGAUUCUUAUACAGUGACCUGUGGAAUGCCUCUGCCCUGCUUGGCUGGAGCACAAAGGAAUGGAAGUGGCUCAUAUUGCUUGGGACCAGAAAUGUCAAGUGUCCUGCGAAUUAAGACCACAGCCACUUUUAAGUCUGGCACAGGAAAGUGCAACUUGAAACGUAGUCAAGAGAGACUGAAGGAGAGCCUGAACGCAGCUCACUCAGACAGCAGGUCCCCCUUCACGGAGAACGUCCAGUUCAGUUAUGUGCGCUUGCGCUGCAGCUCGUCUGGCCACCGGAUGCGGAGCCGCCACGGCAGGAAGGCGGGUUACGAGGAGGAAGGCUCCACCAUCACGGCUGAGUUUGAGUUGGAUGUGAACCUAGAGGAGGUAACAGCAGAGAGCUGUGACCUGGGCUGUGUGCGCCGGCGCUCAGAGAAGAGGCUGAGGAAGACUAUCCGUACCCUGAGGAAGUCCAUCCACCGGGAGCAGUUCCACCUCCACUUCGCUGGCUCUAACUACGAGCUGGCCAAGAGGCUGGCCCGGCCGGUGGACCUGCCGGAACACUGUGGGAAAGGCAGAGAGAGAUUCAUAAUGAUUAGGAAGUGCUUGAGCUGCACUGUUGGAACGUACUAUGACAGGGAUCAGGGAAGAUGUGUUCUGUGUCCAGCUGGAAUGUACCAAGAUGAAGAGGGGAAGAAUUCUUGCGAGGCCUGCCCAGGGCCAGAGGUGAGAGGAAGCCCCAGGUCGGUUGGUGCGCGGAAUAUCUCUGAGUGUGGAGGUCAAUGUCCCCCUGGUCAGUUCUCCCAUGAUGGCUUCAUCCCUUGCCUGCCCUGUCCCCUGGGUACCUACCAGCCAGAGGUGGGGCGCACUUCUUGUUUCCACUGUGGAGGAAACCUGGUCACCAAACACAAUGGUGCCGUGUCCUUCCAGGAGUGUGAGACCAAAGUCCAGUGUUCACCGGGACAUUACUACAACACCAGCACACACCGCUGUAUCCGUUGUCCCAUGGGGACUUAUCAGAUGGAGUUUGGUCAGAAUUACUGCAUCUCCUGCCCAGGAAAUACCACCACUGACUUUGACGGCUCCACCAACAUCAUGCAGUGCAAAAACAGACACUGUGGGGGAGAGAUGGGAGAUUUCACUGGCUACAUCGAGUCUCCCAACUACCCAGGGAACUACCCAGCCAACAUUGAGUGCACCUGGACCAUCAACCCACCGCCCAAGCGCAGAAUCCUCAUCGUGGUCCCAGAGAUCUUCCUCCCCAUCGAGGAUGAGUGUGGAGACUACCUGGUCAUGAGAAAGAGCUCUCUCUCCAACUCUGUGACGACCUAUGAGACCUGCCAGACCUAUGAACGGCCUAUUGCCUUCACCUCCCGCUCCAAGAGGCUGUGGAUACAGUUUAAAUCGAAUGAAGGGAACAGUGGYAAGGGCUUCCAAGUCCCUUAUGUGACCUAUGAUGAGGACUACCAGGAACUCAUCGAAGAUAUAGUCAGAGAUGGAAGAUUAUAUGCCUCUGAAAAUCACCAAGAAAUUCUCAAGGACAAGAAGCUUAUGAAGGCACUGUUUGAUGUAUUGGCCCACCCACAGAACUUCUUCAACUACACAGCACAGGAGUCAAGAGAAAUGUUCCCCAAAUCCUUCAUCCGAUUUCUACGUUCUAAAGUCUUGAGAUUCCUUCGCCCUUAAGAAGGCACUAUCAUCAAGUUGCUURGUGGAUAUCUCAGAAAKCGCUURUACCAGUUAKUCCCUAGAAAAGAGUCCUUUACUUKUCCUMUCUGUACAGAGACUGACUGAGUCUAGAGUUGACUAAGAGAGAUGGACUCGGACACUUUCCUCAAAUGGACUUCAAUUGGACCUUCUGGGAAUAGGUGGGUAGUGGACUGUCAUGGUGGAGACAAGUGGCAGCUCCCGCUAUCACAUCUGGUCUACAUUCUAGAGCUAAGUUUUUUGUACUUCGAUACCACAUCUAACUCUGAUACUUUCAUACACUCCUGUGUGUGAACAUUGCAACAUUUAGACAGACUUUGUCUUUUCCUUUUGAUUUGAAACUUUCAGUCUCAGGAAUAAAGCUUGAAGUGGUAAGCUGAUUUGAUUGUUAGCAUUUAAAUUCAUGAAAGCUUCGAUUUGCAUACUGGUGUAACAACAACAUCUUGAAAAUAAUUAUGGUUAAUGGAACUUUCACCAAUAGCAUUGAAAGCAGAUGAGAAAAGACUCUUGAUUAUGUAUAAAAAGUUACCUGAGGUUUAUGCUAAAUGUCAACCACAUAGAUAGUGUAUACUUAUAACAUACAUUAUUAAAGUCAUGUUUCACAUUUAGAUCAGAAUUGUUGACAGAAAUAUGCCUGAAUAUGAGAAAAGAAUAUAGCACAAAUGUGACCUUAUGGUGGGAACUUUAAAGCACUACAAAGAAUGUAGUGAUACCACAAAAUAAAAUAGCCUAAUGAAUGUAUUGUAUAUUGUGUAAAAAGUAUUAGAUGAAAAUGUUAACGUAUUGUAGUUAACUGCAUUCCUGACACGUGUGCAGUAUCAACACAUCCCUUCACAACCUGUAUUUUUGCUGUCCUGAAAACAUGGUUGUACUUUAAAAAUGACUGGACAGUGAAUACUCCAUGCCACUGGGCUUUGAGUGAACAACAAAUGCCCAUGGAUCAAGACUAGCUCUUCACUAUGAUCAUUCAAACAGCUACCAAAGACUACUUUUCACUACUCAUAGAAGUGAGAUUAUUGAGUGGUGUGACUAGAAAUAUAGAGCAAUAU
Messenger RNA from Salvelinus sp. IW2-2015, 3659 nucleotides. Its product is annotated as signal peptide, CUB and EGF-like domain-containing protein 2. The record is from RefSeq and is a predicted model, not a curated record. Gene Ontology annotation, biological process: signal transduction. NCBI's taxonomy places the organism in Eukaryota, Metazoa, Chordata, Actinopteri, Salmoniformes, Salmonidae. Gene Ontology annotation, cellular component: cell surface. Gene Ontology annotation, molecular function: calcium ion binding.